AACCAACAUUCGCUCAGAUAAGUGAGUGCACUAUUUGCAAGUGCAUGAUGCAUUGCCAUCUAAAUCAAAAUGCAAUGUUGUGUAAAAAUGAAAAAUAUAAAUUGAUAUACUAAUUUUGGACACUGGAUGCCAAAUUUGUGUCUCAUAAAUGCAAUCUAACACAAAACGAUAAGAAUGACUGGUCCAAAAAAUAUCUAAAACUGAAGUAAAAAGAAUCCAUGAAUCAAUAAAUUAAAACAUAUCUAGCUACAUUCAAAGACUCCUGUAAUUGAUUAAAUUCAAACUCCAAGGUGUAAAUCUAGAGAGAAAGUUCUCCGGCGACUCUCCGGCAGCAACUCCGGCAGCCACUGGCAGGCCUAAUCCACCCCCCAUACAUCAUUUCCCAAAGCUAUUCUCGGAUUUAUUUUCUGGUUCAAAGCUAGAACCCUUAGGGAAGGUGGAAGGCUUCCAUAAUGGAAUGCCCUCGGCCUCUUUUUCUGUUGAAGAGGACGACAUACUAGCCAGCUCUCUCAAGUAUGCUGCAGUUGGGAGGUCUCAAUCCAAGAUCUCGCCGCUAGGGAUGAAGGCCUUCUUGUUGAAAGGAAGGUUCAGGGGUGGCUUCAGAAUAAGGAGGCUCUCGGAUGAGGAACUUUUGUUCAGUUUCAAAGAGGAGGCUGAUUAUAUUAGGUUUAUGCAGAAACGAAUCUGCAACAGUCAAUUACAACAGUCCAGAAAAAUGUGGGUCAGGAAGAAAACUCAAACAACUGAUGUCUCCUCUCAGAAUCCUUUUAGUCUUCUGGAUCAGCCCAUGGACCAGCCUACGGUUCAAAUUUUGCCAUCCAAUUACCAGUUGUACAAUUCACAUACAAGUACACAUGGGCAGCUGACAAGCAUGGACCCACUUCUAGGGCAACUCCUUGGGGAUGUUCAAGUCCCUGCAAACAACAAUAACAAGACAAAUGAUAUCUUCCCAUCCUUCUCUGAAGCUAAGGAAGAUGAAGUGUUCUGGGUAUCAGCUGAUCCCCCGGAAUGGUUGGACAAGUUGGCAAAAUACAUUGAGGACGGUGUAGCCCCGGAGGAUUCCCGAGAAGCCCGUUUGCUGCGGAUGAGGGCACCCACCUACAAGGUGCAGGAUGGAGUCCUCUAUAAGCGAUCUUAUAACGGUGUUUUACUCCGUUGCCUCAGGGCGGCGGAGGCAAAGGCACUAAUGGAGGAAAUACACGAGGGAAAUAUGCCCGGGAGGCCAGCCACGAACUACACGCCCAUCAGCUCUGUGAUUCCCUUCUCAAGAUGGGGAAUUGAUAUUGUGGGAGCCUUUCCAAAGGGAGUUGGACAGGCAAGGGGGAUAGUGGUGGCCAUUGAUUACUUUACCAAGUGGGUGGAAGCUGAACCACUUGCCGGGAUAACAAGAAGGCAGAUGAUCGGCUUCGUUGGAACCAAUAUACUUUGUAGGUUUGGGGUCCCGAAGCAGAUCAUAUCUGACAAUGGAACCCAGUUUGAGGAAGCAGAGUUUCAAGACUUUCUCAAAACUUGGGGAAUUCAGCAUACAAAAGUGUCUGUUGCCUACCUUCAGGCUAAUGGACAAGUGGAGAACGUCAACAGGACAAUCAUAAAUGGAAUAAAAAAGAAGCUGCUUUCAGAAGGAAGUAAAUGGGUGGAUGAACUACCCAGGAUCUUGUGGACAUACAGGACAACUCCAAGGAGAGCUACGGGUGACACUCCUUUCGGCUUAGCCUAUGGUUUUGAAGCCCGGGCUCCCGCUGAGGCAGUAAUCCCUAUCAGGAGGGAGAUAGAAUAUGACCCGGAAGUAAAUGAACAGAAUCAAGCCGUAGAACUGAACUUCGUAGAGGAACGAAGGGAUGAGGCACGGAUCCGGGCAGAGAAUUAUCGUCGCCAGGUGAAAUCUUACUUUGAUAGUAGAGUAAAACCAAGGGCGUUCCAGGUGGGGGAUUACGUCCCGAGGAAGCGAGAGAAGAGUCAACCAACUAAGGGUGGGAAGCUGGCUAAGAAAUAUGAAGGACCUUAUAUCAUCAAGGCCGUUGUUCGCCCAGGUACCUACAAGUUGGUGACUCCAAAGGGAAAAGAAAUUGAUAGGACGUGGAAUGUAGAGCACUUGGUAAAAUUUUAUUAGUAAAAUCAUUUUGUAAAGCGCUCUAUUUUUAAAUUUAAGAUGUUUGUUUCAAUGAAUUUUUUCUUUCCUUUAAAGCCAAGUGCCUUUGCAUGUUCAUUGUUCUAUAGAUUUCUUUCACAAAAAAAAAAUUGGGGAGGUAGAUAAGUUUAUGUCCCCCCGGAGGUAGAUAAGUUUAUGCCUCCGUCAAAAAUGAAGGAAGGGUUGGCGAUAAAGACCCACAUUACAGGGAGGUAGAUAAGUUUAUGCCACCUGCUAAAAAUAGGGGAGGUAGAUAAGUUUAUGCCCCCCAGAGGUAGAUAAGUUUAUGCCUCCGUCAAAAAUGAAGGAAGGGUUGGGAU
Cuscuta campestris is the source of this 2448-nucleotide messenger RNA. The record is from the annotation of a GenBank genome assembly. NCBI's taxonomy places the organism in Eukaryota, Viridiplantae, Streptophyta, Magnoliopsida, Solanales, Convolvulaceae.